This is a messenger RNA of Cylas formicarius (sweet potato weevil), 2335 nucleotides long. It is a transcript of the gene unc-119, whose product is annotated as protein unc-119 homolog. The record is from RefSeq and is a predicted model, not a curated record. Gene Ontology annotation, cellular component: cilium. Gene Ontology annotation, biological process: nervous system development; cilium assembly; lipoprotein transport. The transcript has 3 exons. Bases 924 to 1556 code for a protein of 210 amino acids. Lineage: Eukaryota; Metazoa; Arthropoda; Insecta; Coleoptera; Brentidae. Gene Ontology annotation, molecular function: lipid binding.
AUUGCACAUGGCGGACGUUGCUCCUGCCAGGUUCCAAAAUAUUUAUAGAAAUCGGUCGAAAUUAGUGUCGUUUAAAGAAAAUAUUGUUACGUAUAGUCGUUAUCUGACGUGAUAGAGACGUAGUGCCUAUAAGUUUGGGAAAUAGUGUUCGUCUUACGUGGAUGUACACGGAUUUGUGAUGUGUAAUUCUAUGAAGUGUGUGUAAAUACGGUUUCCGAAUGUCCUAUAUUCACGCUGGUAACCAGGCCGGAUGGGAUCGGAUAUCCCGUAUAAGAUGAUUGCUGGAGCCGUUUGAAGAAUCGGUCGUCAUUUUAUGACAAUUUAUUUAGAAGUUGUUUCCGUUUUUGUAUACGUUAAAUAACCUGGAGGAUGAUGGAUUGGUCCAGACCCUUCUCUUAAGAAGGCAUUCUUUAGGAAAUCUGAAUAAUGUGAAAAAUUGUGUAAGCUGGCCGAAUGACCUUAUGCAGUCGUGGCCAUUAGAAGUAAAGAAGAAAGAAAGAAACCAUAACCUACCUACUAAACAAAACCACAAAAGCAUUGGUGGACAGAAAAAUGAACUUGUUAGGAAUACUAAACAAGAAAUAGUUGUUUCCCGUUUUUAUCACUAAUCCAUCGUUACCAAAUUUAGUUAAAAAAAAUAUUUUUUCGUGUGAGAACUAUAACUAUACAAUUUUAUUAAAAACACAAUGAUAUAAAUGCAAAAUUUAAUAACAUUCUAGAAAAUGGGUACAGGUGGCGUCAUCUGUCGCACACUAAUGGAAACAACCUUUAAAAUCAUUACAGGUACCUACGUUCCGACCCCAAAGACGUGUGUGAAAAAGCUUGAAAAAGUUCUUCGAUUUUUCUUGAAAAAUGUCUCCAUACUAACACUUAGUCUGACGUCUCGAAUUAUUUAUUCCCACAUAUGCGCUUAAUCGUUCACGAUGAGUGUGUUGCGAGAAAAGCACGAAAAUAUCAAUCGCCCGUUGCCUACAAUAAAAAACAAACAGGUAAUAACGCCAGAAGAAGUUUUAAGACUCCCGAAGAUUACGGAAAGCUAUUUGUGCGAUCCGGACGCCAACAUCUACGAGAUAGAUUUCACUAGAUUCAAAAUCCGAGACCUCGAAAGCGGAGCUAUAUUGUUCGAGAUAGCGAAACCCGUUCACAUAGAGGAAUCCCUGGAAAAGACUUGUGAUAAUGACGAACCCAUCGACCCCAACUCGGGUAGGUUUGUUAGGUACCAGUUCACUCCCCAAUUUUUAAAAUUGAAGACCGUCGGUGCCACUGUUGAGUUUACUGUGGGUUCUCGACCUGUCAAUAGAUUCAGGAUGAUUGAAAGGCACUUCUUCAGAGAUAAACUGUUGAAAACGUUCGACUUUGAAUUUGGAUUUUGUAUUCCCUAUUCCAGGAAUACCUGCGAGCACAUUUAUGAAUUUCCUAGCCUGCCUGCUGAAUUGGUGAAAGAAAUGAUUGCUUCACCGUUUGAGACCCGCUCGGACAGUUUCUACUUUGUUGAUGACUGUUUGAUAAUGCACAACAAAGCCGAUUACGCUUACAAUGGCGGAAUGCAGACUUAACCCACUUUUUAGGGGACAUUCAACUAAAGAUUACACUUUAGGCAGACUUUUCAUUACGGUAUGUGAUAUACUGUUGUGAACUUUUGGCACAGGUACUUUCUACUUGUAUUUGAUAUUAAACCCAUCCUGUAAUAACCGAAAAAGUCUGCCAAGUGUGCAAGUUUAUUAAUUUACACAGUUUCACGUGUGAAAGGCACAACAAACACAAUUUAAUAAUUUUAAGGGCUUCGGAAAUUUCUAUAGUUCACGUUCCCGCUUUCAGGAAGAGGUAUAAUCAAAAAGAAUCUCGUGUAGUUAUUGGAUAAGAUGUACGCUUUUUGAUAUUACUAUUAUUCAUUUACCUAAAGUACCAGUUCAGGUUGUAAUAGGCAAGGCAAGUAGCUUAAUUUUAAGCUGGGCAUGGGAUGCAUUUAAUUUAUUGAAAAUAUUGUUUUCGAAUAAUAAAUGUUCACUCAAUGUGCUAGUGUAUGAAUUUAUUUCUAGUUGUGUUCACUAUUAAUUACACUCUAGAACAAUUCUCUAAUUAGUUAGAAUGGAGUGCCUCAGCGUAAGGGAAGGGUUGAUGAUAAUCGAUCCCUCGCUAGACUUUACUUAAAAAACUAUGCUUGAUUUGGGUCAGUAUUAAAAGAUUUCGGAAUAAAUCUAUCGAUUUGUUAUUAAUUAGGGAGCACCUAAUUUUAAAUAUGUAGAUCGAUCGUUAUUUUACACUUGUUUAUAUUUGUGAAUUUUUUGGUUUUUAAUAAAUAUUUAUCUACAACACAUUAUUAAGGCACUGAAUU